AUUAGAAGAAGGUUGUCCAGCCAUCAGUUUGAUCUUGUAGCUCUUUUCUCUUUUCCAAAUGGAGUUGGUUGGUAUUCUGGAGUCUCUUGAGAACAAGACUAUCCUUGUCACUGGUGCUACUGGUUUUGUAGCAAAGAUUUUUGUGGAGAAAGUGCUUAGAGUUCAGCCUAAUGUAAAGAAGCUGUAUCUUCUUCUAAGAGCUCCCCAUACCAAGUCAGCCAUUCAAAGGCUGCAUAAUGAGGUGUUAGGAAAAGAGGUGUUUAGGGUCCUAAGACAGAAACUUGGUUCUGGUUUUGAUUCUUUCAUGUCUGAGAAGGUGAUUCCAGUGCCAGGCGAUAUCACUUGUAAGAACUUAGGAGUAGAAGAAACUGAUUUGAGGGAUAAGAUGUGGAGAGAAGUUGAUAUUGUUGUUAACAUUGCUGCAACCGUCAACUUUGAUGAAAGAUAUGACGAUUCAUUGUUUAUCAACACCAUGGGAGCAAAGCAUGUUUUGGAAUUUGCAAAGAAAUGUUCUAAGUUGCAGAUAUUUGUUCAUGUAUCAACUGCAUAUGUGGGUGGACAACAGGAAGGACUGAUGCUGGAGAAACCAUAUCAAAUGGGCGAAACGCUCAAUGGGACUUUGGGGCUAGACAUCCAACAAGAGCUGAAGGUUGCGGAGGAAAGAUUGAAAGAACUUCAGGCUGAGAAGAUCACAAUAAAAGAAGAGAGAAUUGCCAUGAAAGAACUUGGAUUAAAAAGGGCAAGAUUAUAUGGCUGGCCAAAUACCUAUGCCUUCACAAAGGCAAUGGGAGAGAUGCUUCUUGGGCACUACAGAGAAAACAUUCCCCUUGUUAUUAUACGCCCAACCAUCAUAACAAGCACUUACAAUGAACCAUUUCCAGGUUGGAUUGAAGGGGUCAGAACCAUUGAUAGUCUGAUACUGGGUUAUGGCAAGGGAAGGCUAACUGGUUUCCCUGGUGAUCCUAAGUUGAUCAUGGAUGUGAUUCCUGGAGAUAUGGUGGUGAAUUCCAUUAUUGUGGCCAUGGUAGCUCAUCUCAAUCACUCGUCUGAGUUCAUCUACCAUGUGGGGUCUUCCGUGAGGCAUCCCGCCCAAUUCGCCAUGCUUCGAGAGACUUCUUACCGUUACUUCUCUGUGAAUCCAUGCAUGGAUUCAUAUGAGAAGCCUGUCAAGGUUGGGAGGGUCGAAAUGCUCAGCACUAUGGAUGACUUCCGCAGAUACAUGGCUAUACGUUACUUGAUCCCUUUAAAGGUCUUGCAAGUGUUGAAUAUGGCAUUUUGUCAAUAUUUCAAAGGCAUAUAUGGAGAUCUCAAACGAAAGAUCAACUUCGUAAUGCGUUUGGUGGAGCUUUACGAACCAUACUUAUACUUUAAAGGAGUCUUUGAUGACUUGAAUACUGAAAUGUUACGUAAAGCAGCCCUGGUGAACUAUGAUGACGCGAGUAUGUUUCAGUUCGACCCCAAGUGCAUCAAUUGGGAGAACUACUUCAUGAAUAUUCACUUUCCUGGUCUUGUAAAAUACGUUUUCAAAUGACACUGAAAAUGAAAAGAAUGGCGUUUCACAGAUGUCUAGUUGAAAUAAUCAAUAAUAUCUUCAUCUGCAAUCCCUAUUCUUUUUAUUGGUA
This is a messenger RNA of Nelumbo nucifera (sacred lotus), 1622 nucleotides long. RefSeq names its product alcohol-forming fatty acyl-CoA reductase-like. The record is from RefSeq and is a predicted model, not a curated record. Lineage: Eukaryota; Viridiplantae; Streptophyta; Magnoliopsida; Proteales; Nelumbonaceae. Gene Ontology annotation, biological process: long-chain fatty-acyl-CoA metabolic process; suberin biosynthetic process. Gene Ontology annotation, cellular component: intracellular membrane-bounded organelle. Gene Ontology annotation, molecular function: alcohol-forming very long-chain fatty acyl-CoA reductase (NADP+) activity.